ACACGCACACAGACGCACACAUCCUGCACGAUCCUGCCUCGGCGGCGCCACGUGCCCCCGGGCUCUGGCUGCUGCAGCACCUGGGCUGAGCCGACACCCGAGCCGGGAAUCCAGCACCUUCCCGGCGCGAGUUCCUCCAGUGUGGAUCGUUAACCCACGCGAGGGAGAGCUUCUCCCCCAGGAGCUUCCUCUGUUUACUGUGACUCCCACUAACUUAGACUAACGUGGUGCUGCUGCUGGUGUCGCGCGGCAGAGCAGAGGGAGGAGCUCCAGACUCCAGGUGUAGGUACAGCUACAGGUACAGGUACGGGUACGGGAGACUGGCACGUGCGUCUGCAGUGAGGACCCCACCCCGCUUCACCGCCUUCCUGGACCCUUCCGAAGGCUGAGGACCCCCCGCGUGGACAUGGCGCACAGCGCAGAGGACAAGGGCGGAGUGCUCAACCGCAUCGGCAGCUUCUUCAGCUCCCGGCGUCGCAAAGGCAGCAGAACCUUCUCGGAUGCGUCCGACGAUGGCGCCGCCAAGUCUCCGGAGCAGGAAGGCCUGAGGACCCCCCCGGGGAAACCUGGGUACGAGGCAAACGCCCCCCAAGUGUCCGUUUCUGAGGAGCGCUUAGAAGGGGCCGAGCUGGGGGGCGAGGCGUCUACGCCGGAGGAGGGCGACCUCCCCUUCGCCGACAGCGACAGCAGCGGCCGCGGCAGCGUGCGCGAAGUAGUGCAGCGCAAGGAGGGUGGUGAAGCGACAACCCGUCGUCGCCUCCCGCAGGGAGGGGAGCGGAAACGGGCCAAGGGCUCUCCGCCAGACCCGCGCAAACUGGUGGGUGGUGUGAAUAAGAAGUUGCAGGUGUACCUGGACGAAACGAGCAUAAGCAGGGGGGCGGAGCCUGGCGAUAGCCAGGAAGUAGUCCAGACCAUCAGGGCUGUUACUUUCAUACCUAAGGCCGGCCAAAAGGGCACGGGAUCGCCCCCUGUUGUUGAUGAGGAGGCUGUGAAUAAAAAGACAUCGAUUAAACCUGCUGCCGGUGGCGGAGAAAAGUACACAGCAGUCGCUGAGGUGUCGCUGAGCUCGACGGUUAGAACGCUGUCAACCUCUGACACAAUUCCAGGGCAGGCAGAGAGCGACGACAUGGGCAAGAAAAACUCAGGGAGGAGGAGGUCUCGUAAAUCCCAGGAAAGCAGUGCUCCUGAUGAUGCUGACCUUGUUUCCAUAAAGUCCCCACAGUCCCGGGGAGGUGAGCAGGAGCAGCCACGAAACAAACAGGUGAACCCCAGCCUCGUGUGGAUGGAGACGCACCUGGGGGCAGUGGCGGUUGAGGGCACACCCUCACCUGUCCCCUUCGCUAGAGAGGAGCCUUCAGGGGUCCCAGAUGAGUCAGCAAACUCCCAGUCCACCCCGGCACCUGCUGGCGGGACACCAGGUAUGCCCGCGUCCAUGGCCCUGCCCUCCCAGGAGGAACAGGUAAACACGGCCACGGAGCUGGAAGUGGAGAGUGUGGGAUCGACGGGCGUCACGCAGAGUUCCACGGAAGGAGCCUCCGAGAGCGCCGAGGCAAAGCGCCGAAGCAUCAAACUCUCCCAGAGUCAGAAGUUCUUUGCGAAGGAGGUGUAUGUGAGCUCCGAACUUGAUCUGGAGAGGACCAAGUCCAUCGAGGAGGGAGUUAAAACAGGAGAGGACCGGGCAGAAGCUGCAAGUGAGCCCUCCCAGAAGUCCGACGUUGUGCUGCCUCUGAAACCCAAAAAAGUGAAUUUAGAGCUCAAGCAGGACACCCACCGGACACCCACUAGCAUUGCUGGAAAGACUGGGCAGUUGGAGAGACAGCUAACCACACAGAGCCAGAAUGCCCUGAAAGCCACAGACAGCCCAGGAGAAACAGCAGGGCAAUCAACAGUGGCGAAGGUGCUGGACAAGAGCUCCCAGAGCACCACAAUGACAGGAAAGAAGACUCAAUUGGUUGAAAGAAAAAGUUCAGGAGUUGACAAUCAAGCAUCACCAGUGAUGAUAACAGUUCAAGUGGAUAAAAUGAGAGAUGGGUCAAAAAUGAAUGAGUCAAGGGCCUCUCCCUCAGAAUCAAAGAAUAAGACUGUCUCCACAAAGUCAAAGGAUGUGCCAGACCCUCACUUGGUGGAGGAAGAGCACAAUAAAACAGAUAGCUCUUCUUCUGUGGCCAACAGCGAAAAAAAUAAGAUGGUCACAGUGAACCAACAGGUACUUGAAGUAAAAGCAGACAGUAGUAAACCUGAUAAUCAGAAGUCAAAAAUCCCCAAAAAGGUACCAGCGGAGACAGUGUUGAAACCUUUGGUGGUGUCGGAAGCUGUUUCUACUGCUGAUGAGGUUUUGCCUUUGAAAUCUAAGGCUCAGGAAGAGAUCACAGAGAAAGUCACUGUAGUGAAUGUGAUGGUGAAAGAGGGAAAUGCAGUGCCUACAGCAAAACAGCGACCAACAGGGAUGGAGGAGGUGAAGAUGGAAGAGAAGAUGACCCUAGGAGCUUCUCUGUCUGGGGAGGGCUCACCCACAGAAGUACCAUCUAAAGUGCGACCCAAAACUAAAAGACAAAAAUCUAAGGAGCCUGUUGAUCCCAUGAGCCCGGUUACUGGGAAUAUCCCAGAGAGAAGCUUUGAGGCGCGGAAGAAUUCAUCAGACCAGGUGCCAAAGAGUCCCACUAAAACACUGGUCACACUCAAAUCGUCCCACUCUGUGGACAGCAGUGAUGUUAAGAGGAGACCACAGGCACGUGGUGAAAACAACCAGGCUCCAAAAAGCAAGCUCCCCAAAGCCACAGGCACAGAACCUGCAGCUCUUGGCAAGAACGCAGCUGACCAGAUUGUCAGGAAAACAAAGACCAGCAGCAAAGCUCCAGAAAGCAUUGACGAUCAGAGCCCAGUGAGGGACUUGCUAACAGAGGCACAGUCAGGAAGUAAACUACCACGGCCAACACACGUUUCAAGACAGCUGUCAAAUGAGGAAGUGGUCAGCACAGAGCGUGAUUCAUCAACACCAGCUUCGUCGCUGGACAACAGGCUGAAUGCAGUCGAAAACAAAGACUCUGCAAAGACAAGUGAAGAUCAAAUUGAGAGCAGAGGAACCAAAGAGGAAAAACAAGGUGCAGAUGCUAUAAAGGCAGAUUGUGGAUUGAAAAGUUCUCAAGGAGAUGCGGGUAAUGUGCCAUCAACUGGGAGCAAGUUACCAACGCCCCACCAGAAAAGUCCCUCAAAACAGAAAUCUGCCCAGAGUUCUGAGAGACCUGAAGUUGCAGCUGAAUCUACAGACUCAGGUACACUACCUGCAGUGGAGCAGGACAGUGAUAAACAUGCAGAAAAAGGCCAAAAUGGAGUUGAGGGUAAGGUUUCCCCCAGAUCGUCCAACAGCACUGGUGAAGAAGCCGCUGAGCAAAGUGAUUCCGGAAUAAGCAGCAUCUGUAUUAAAACUAAGGAAACGAUGGCUAAGGAGGAAACAACUGCAUCUCCACACCAAGUUAAGAUAUCAGGAAAUCAAGGUUCCCAUGUUAAAGGGCAAAGGAUACAGGAUGAGCAGCAGAUCUCAAACGAGCACCACACUGACAAUGAACCUGUGAACACCAUGGCAGGUGAACCAAGUUUGACUGAGCAGGAAGCUAAUGUUGGUACAAAUACCGUGUGUGUCCUUUUUGAAGAGUUUUCGCCAAACCAGGACCACAGUGUGUCUGAAUCAAACUUACCCGCACUCAUAAAACCUGUCUCACCUGGGCCUCCUGAGACCAGAGAUCCUAAUCAGAAGAAAAAUAAGAAGCAGGAGGAAUCUGUUCCUCAAAUAUCGGAUAAUGUGUUUUCAGACAUGCAGGAGAGUAAACAAUUUGCCAAUGAAAGACAACAAGAAGCGAUAGAAAAUGGCCGUGGUGAAUGGACUGAAAGUGUAACUCAAACUGCCGUGGCUGUGGUCCAGGAUGCUGUGAGACCAAAAGUCUUUCAGACAGAGGAGGUGCUCCCUGUACCUGUUAAUGGAUCGCAAGAUAGAGGCAAGACUAAUGUGCUGGAGCCAUCAAGUGAAAGUGCCAUCAAACCGGUGCACAGUAAAGACAGGAUUUCUGAACUAGCCAAGUCCACAAAUGCUGUUGCGGCACAGGAUGGCAAGGUCAAUAAAGAAAUGGCAGCGAAGUCAUGCACUGGAACUGCAGAGGAGUCUGAUAAAAAUGGUGAGGUCCUCCCACAAGUAGAGCUCUCCUCUCUUACUGCGAAGGGCAUGGUCAGCAAGACAAAGGGUAAUGUGCCCACAAAGGAGUCUGAUGUUAGCAAAGAUCAAAAAAUUACACCUGCGCAUGAUGCUGAGAAGCAGGGUUUGCGAGCUGCACAUGCAAAGUCUUCAGAAGGAAAUUUGAAGGAGAUACAGAGGGAAGAGAAGACCAGCUCAGGUGCCUCCUUAAAGGUGAAGGAGCACCGACAGCAACCAGAUUUAAGGUUACAAGGAGCCAAGCAGGAUGGACAUGUUGCCUCUCUUCCAACUAAAGGGUCAAAGGUGUCCUCCUUGCCACAGGUUUCCAAACAGAGCUCAUCCUCUCCUCAGUUGGGCCUGAAGAACAAGCACCCUUUGCCAUCUCGUAGCCUCUCAGUGAAACGAGACACUCCCUCCAGCUGGUUAGAUGUGGACCAGAGCUCUGCAAGGAAGCAGAGGAAGGCAGAGAGGAAGCUGGACUCCUCUGCCAGUGAGGAUGACACUUUGGACACAUCCGGUGAGUUUGAGGAGUUCAUCCAAAACAUCAAGAAACAUGGAGCAGCCUUCUCCCUGCCUUUGAAAAAACAUGGUCACGUCAAGUCCACCUCGCCCCCUUUUGCCAUGCCAGCCAUCAAGGAAGACCGUUUCGAGAAAGCACUUGACCCAGACGAAUUCCAGUUUGGUCUGAGGAAGAACAAGGCUUUGAAGGAACCAUCACCAGCAAUGAUGGUGAAGCUGCAGAGCACCGAAGUUAGGAGCAAGCUGCAGCCCAAGCGAACUGGCACUGAGGACAGUCUACUCUUCAAAGCUCUCCAGUCUCCAUCCAGUGUCCGUCGAUGGAAAAAGACCCCUGAAAGCAAGGAAGUUGAGGAAGGGGGCGAGAGCAAAGAGAAGCCUGGAGACACAGGCUCACGUUUAGGUAGGAGCUCCAUCCUCUCGAGCCUCAUAAAUUCCUCCAAAGCUUCCCCGAAGUCUGCUGGUGAGCUUGAGUCCUUUGUGAGCAAGGAGUCCUCACCCAGUGCCACCUCCUUUCCUUCUGUACCUGCACCAACGCAGUCGGAGGCAGGAAGCAGUUUGACGGAUCUGCACAUGCCCCCAGGCACAGUCAGCAGCUCUGUGUCGAACCCCUCCUCGCCUCCUCCACCUCCUUCCUUUGCUGAUGUGAAGCUGCCCGAUUUCUUGGAGAAGUACCUUCAUCAGGACAAAGCGGAGCCAGGAAGCUCUGAAGCUGGUCUUCAGAGCACGGAAACCAACCCUGUCAUACACACAGUAGAUGUGGGUCAUGCCAAUGGGCUUGCCAAUCUGGAUCCUUGCCCACCACUCACCCUGGGACCGCUGUCCCCCUCAAACCUUACCCACGCCCAGCAGGCUCCAUGGCCUGUUCAUCCAGCAGGAUGUGCCGAGAUUCCAGUUGUGAAGGGAUUUCACAAACGUCCAGGAAAGAUUGUUCUGUACGAGUGCGCCCCCUUUGACGGCAAGGCCUAUGAGAUCUACAGAGAUAUGGAAGAUGCCACCGCACUGAAGUUCUCUCAUGUGAUUUCAGUCCGUGUGGUGAGAGGAUGUUGGCUCCUGUAUGAGAAGCCAUGUUUUCAGGGUCGGUCCAUUGCUCUGGAGGAAGGGCAAAUGGAGCUUGUGAACGUCUGGGCAGAAGUGGAGCCUGGGCAGACUGUACCUUCUAUUCCCAUGGUCAUCGGGUCCAUCCGGCUGGUUAUCCAGGACUACAGCCUUUCUCAGAUAGACCUCUUCACAGAGCCAGACGGUCUUGGGAGGCUGACAUCGUACUGUGAUGACAUUGUCGACAUGGGUGCCUUCGGCAUCCCACAGAGCACUGGGUCCAUCAAGGUCCACUCGGGGGUCUGGAUGGUGUACAGCGAACCUGGGUUCCAGGGGAUCCUUGCAGUUCUGGAGGAGGGAGAGUACCCCUGCCCUGAGUCCUGGGGGUUCCCUGAACCAUUCGUUGGGUCCCUGCGGCCCCUUAGAAUGGGUGGCAUAAAGGUGGAGAACAUUACUGAUCAGAAGGUGCUGGUGUAUGAGAAGCCGUUGUUUGAGGGCGAGUGCAUGGAGGUUGAUGGUGAUAUCUUCAGCUUUGCUGACGGGGAACAUGAUGAGGAGGGACCAGAGAAAUCGUCCACGGGGAGAAAGAAGCUCACAUCUGUGGGCUCCAUCAAAGUCCUUGGCGGCCUAUGGGUGGGAUACGGCGAACCUGGGUUUGAGGGCCCUCAGUACAUCAUGGAGGAGGGGGAGUAUGUGGACUGGAGGGACUGGGGAGGAUAUAGUGACCGCCUGAUGUCUCUUAGACCUGUGUUGGGCGACUUCCAGUCCCCCCACCUGAAGAUGUUCAGUGAGAGGGAUUUUGGGGAGAUCGGGGUGAACGUUGACCUGCUGGGACCAGUGACCAACAUGGAGGACACGGGCUACGGCAUGAAGACACAGUCUGCAGAAGUGUCCGCAGGCGUGUGGGUGGCAUUUGAGAAUCCGGGCUUCUCCGGUAACCUGUAUGUCCUGGAGAAAGGUCUCUACAGCAGCCCAGAGGACUGGGGAGCAGAUCACUGCAACAUCUCCUCCAUCCAGCCUGUGCUUGUGGAUCAUUUUGGUGGAUCAGCAAAAUAUAAGGUGCAGCUCUUCUCUGAGCCUGGCUUUCAGGGAAGGGUCCACCUUGUGGAGGGCAACGAGGCAGUCCUCCCCGAUGGCUUCACACCGCACUCCUGUAGAGUACUGGCAGGCAGCUGGGUGGCGUUUGAGGGACAGCAGUUCACAGGCCACUUGUAUGUCCUGGAGGAGGGCGACUAUUCCGACCCCGAGGCCAUGGGGUUCCUGCACCACGACUCCACCAUCCGCUCCCUGCAGACAAUUGCCUUUGAGUUUUCGCUGCCCUCCAUCAUGCUGUUCACCAAGUCUGGCUUCAGGGGGAGAAAGAUAGUUCUGAAGGAUGGGUCUGUGAGCCUGCGGCUGGCUGGGUUUAACGGUCGAGUCCAGUCACUGCUCGUGGAUGGGGGCAUAUGGGUUCUCUUCGAGGGGAGUAACUUCCGCGGUCGCCAGAUGCUGCUGCUGCCAGGUGAGGUGGCGGACUGGCACAUGGUGGUGAGCUGGCAGCAGAUCGGCUCCCUGCGCCCGCUCUUUCAGAAGCAGGUGUACUUCCGCCUACGGAACAAGGAAACAGAGACCACGAUGUCACUCAGCGGGACUCUGGAUGACAUCAAGCUGAUGCGGAUCCAGGCCCUGGAGGAGACUGGAGGAAUCGAGCAGAUCUGGAUGUAUCAGGAUGGGCUGCUGCGAUGCAAGCUGCUGGAGGACUGUUGCCUGGAGACUACAGGAAGCAUCAUCCUUGCUGGCAGCCGCCUCAACAUCACUCCAGAGAUUGGGAAGGAGAACCAGUUGUGGACCAUCACUCAGGAUGGGCUGAUCCGCUGCAAUUUGAGGCCAGAGCUGGUGCUAGAGGUCAAAGGUGGCCAGCAGUACGACAAAAAUCAAGUAAUUCUUAAUGAAUUUGAUGAAAGAAAACUGAACCAAAGAUGGCACUUGGAGAUUGUUUGAUGUGGUGACAUGACUUCAGCAGGUCUCAGGGCCCUGUGGUGCAGCUGCACGAUAGGCCUCAGGUCUCCACAGAUGUGUUCGUCCAACAGCCUCACUGAGCUCUGAUACUCGUUCUGUAAGAUCCCCACUAGCAGGUCCCUGUGUUUGCUGUAUAAGCUGUCAGAUCAGGUGUCAAAUCAUCAUGCAAAAGUGACACAGGCUUAUUCAUACCAUCUAUCAAUGACUUACCUUAGGUUCUCAAAACUAAAAUCUCGGGACAAUGUAAUUUUUAAGUAACGCACAAGUAGUAUGAGACCACUGAAGACCAUGUCACAUUUUACAAGGUGUUUACGCUUAAUGUUCAAGUGCGAAAACGGUAUCUGCUCAUUGAGGUGUGGAACUCGUUGGAAAGACAGUAUUCAGUACUUCCUCUGCUUUAGUUUACUGAGUUCACUGGCAGUUGUUCAUGGUAACAGCUGGUUCUUUGUAAAUGCUGCCUUACUGAUCCCCCCCCCCCCCCCCCCCAUUUGUUUUUCUUCCCCAUGAAGCCCCUAUGAUCCUAGCCAGGUCACAGUUCAUGUUUUAGGGUCAUGGACAGCUGGGUAAAGGGCUGUUUGUUUUCUAGAAUUCACACACUUUUAUACAGUUACGUUAAUUAUUAAUGCUGCUUUAAAUUCUGUUGCGUUUAUAUAAAGUGAAACAUAACCCCAUACCCCCCCGAAACGCGUACCGAUUCAAAAACCACAAUUCCUAUCUUUUAAAAAAUAAAUCAAUGUGUUUAAUUUUGGAAAAAGCCAUUUCACAUUUUAAUUCCAUUUUCACUCCAUGAAGCUAUCUGCUAUAUAAAGACAUGUUUUGUAUGCUGUAAGAAUUAGACAAACUGAAAACCAUUUACUGUCCCACAGCCAUUACUGUAUUUUUAAUGUAAAUUCUAAACCACAAUAAAUGCUGUUACAUUUU
Molecule: messenger RNA, 8659 nt
Organism: Scleropages formosus (Asian bonytongue)
Lineage: Eukaryota; Metazoa; Chordata; Actinopteri; Osteoglossiformes; Osteoglossidae
Gene: crybg1a
Product: crystallin beta-gamma domain containing 1a
Exons: 21
Coding region: 407-7720 (2437 amino acids)
Source: RefSeq, a predicted model, not a curated record